This is a messenger RNA of Kickxella alabastrina, 466 nucleotides long. RefSeq lists its product as uncharacterized. Gene Ontology annotation, molecular function: serine-type exopeptidase activity. Lineage: Eukaryota; Fungi; Kickxellomycota; Kickxellomycetes; Kickxellales; Kickxellaceae. The transcript has a single exon. The record is from RefSeq and is a predicted model, not a curated record. Gene Ontology annotation, biological process: proteolysis. The coding region runs from base 59 to 412 and encodes 117 amino acids.
GUCGUGUGCAUGGUAUGGUGACUGGCAAGUGGCUGCACCUGCCAGUACUGGACUUCCCAUGUACCGCUCCCGUCUAGUCGACUUGGAAUAUUACACGCCAAACUGCAAAAAUAAGUUUGGCAACGAUAUGCCCGACCGUGUUGACUCUGAGGGAUUCCAUAACAAAUGGUUUGGCAUUCUUCAAAAUGUUUCCAAAAUUUACUACACUGCUGGCUCGCUGGACCUUUGGCGUGCAUCGUCUGCUACCCCCAGGGGAGGAACCUUCCUUCCGAACACAACUCUGUCGCCGACAUAUCUGAUUGACGGCGCUACCCAUGCGCAGGACAUUUCCGCUCCCUCAGAUAAUGAUCUGGACAGCGUGCAGCAAGCUCGCGAUAUUGGCAAUGCACUGGUGCAGCAGUGGAUUUUGUAAGCGUGCCCUUACCAAGUCAAGCACUUGCAAGCAGAUGCGUGCCAUCAAUGUUGG